Misgurnus anguillicaudatus (oriental weatherfish) is the source of this 3330-nucleotide messenger RNA. RefSeq names its product CBY1 interacting BAR domain containing 1 (gene cibar1). Gene Ontology annotation, biological process: cilium assembly. The record is from RefSeq and is a predicted model, not a curated record. Gene Ontology annotation, cellular component: ciliary transition zone; ciliary basal body. Lineage: Eukaryota; Metazoa; Chordata; Actinopteri; Cypriniformes; Cobitidae.
AGAAGAAGUAGAGGCGUUUCUUUAGCUCCAUGGUAACGGCGCACAGCGGUUUUUGAGUUUUAUACCAUAGCUAUUUUCUUACGUUUCCAAUGCGAUAUUUGGAUUAAUAUAGUUUGAAGUUACAUCCAAAACUUCAGCAAUGAUGAGCCGCACGCCUGAUGCAAGAGCGAGAGACACCCAGACCAAGCAGAUCCAGGAGAGCAUCACCAGUGUGGAGAAGCACUUUGGAAAUCUUUGUCAACUGUUUGCUGCUUAUGUCCGUAAAACUGCACGACUCCGUGACAAAGCUGAUCUGCUGGUCAAAGAAGUCAGUAUGUAUGCUGACACCGAGACACCCAACCUGAAAUGUGGAUUGAAGGAUUUUGCAGAUGAUCUGGCAAAGAUUCAGGACUAUCGCCAUGCAGAGGUGGAAAGGUUGGAGGUAAAAGUUGUAGAGCCUUUGAAAGCGUAUGGAAAUAUUGUCAAAACAAAACGGGAAGACCUGAAGUUGACGCAGACUGCCAGGAACAGAGAGGCCAAGCAAAUGCAGCAGCUUGAAAAGAUGAGACAGAGAAACCCAUCUGACAGACAAAUCAUUUCACAGGCCGAGAGUGAACUGCAAAGAGCCACGAUGGAUGCCACGCGCACGACCCGACAGCUGGAGGAGACAAUAGAUGACUUUGAAAAGCAGAAAAUUCAAGACAUCAAGAAAAUUUUGAGUGAAUUCGUGACUGUUGAGAUGGCCUUUCAUGCCAAGGCUUUGGAAACGUACACAACGGCUUACCAGCACAUUAAGAAUAUUGAUGAGGAAGGAGACCUUGAGGUUUUUAGGAAUUCACUGCACCCCCCUGAUUACCAGUCACGGUUAGAAAUAGUUCGUGCCAAUUCAAAAUUGUCUUUGAAUCAAACUGGUACGUCAAUGAGUAAAUCAGGUACAUUACAGUCCAGAACGUCUAGCAGGCACAGGAAACAGGAUGAGGAAGAAGAUGAAGAUGAUGAGGAUGAUGUAGAGGAAGUGACAGAUGAUGAGCAUUAAGAUGAAUUUUCAUUGCCAUUCUGUAAUCAUACAUGUGUGCGUUUUUAGACAAUGACAUUUGUGUACUGUUUUAAAUCAGAGAUGACAUGAUAACACUUCUUUGUAUGUAAAUGUAUGCUCAGUUAUGUUAAUUGCAGGUGGUUGCAUGGAUAUAUAUUUGCUUUGUUGUAAAUCACACAUUAUGAAAUCAUGCUGGACUGCGAAAUUUUGUUUUCAACAGUUUUAGAUUUGCGACAUAUGUGUUGCAAGUGCCAAGCAAGGUCAGUGAUCGAUAGGAUGGAUGCCUUAAAAAAUGCAGGUUUUAUUUAGCAUUGUUAUUUCAUGACUCAAAUCGUUUAGCGUCUGCAUUUGUUUACUGUUUGCAGUGUAGAUACCAAAAGAGUCACUGAGAGGCAUUUUAUGUGCAAAAACAAUAGAAAAUCCCUGGAACUUGAUCCACCCUACUAUGGCAUUAUUGUGUCUCAUAGCUUUUAUGUCAGUCAUGAAUGAGUCAGAAACACUAACCAGUAUUGCUGGUGUAAUUACGACUAGCUCUGACAAGAGCAGAAGUGUAGAAGAUAGAUCAUUAACAUUACAAGCUAUUAUAAUUAAUAUUUAUGUGUUGCGGUUUGACAUCUGGUGCCAUGUUGUCAAUGUAAUGAAACUGCAUACUUCGAAAAUUGGUUAUUUUACAUAAAGUUGCUUCGCCAUAUGGGAGCCGACAGACUAUGUGACAACCCAAACAUUACUCGCUUUUCUGUUACCGCCUUCUCUCAUACACUUUCUUUGACUAAAUUAUGUUGUGUGCCGAUUUGUCUUAUACUAUGCUUUAAAAGUAUAUACUUAAAAAUGUAUAUUAUACUAAAAAAACAGCAUUUUUAGAGUGCUUUGUUGAUAUGAACCCAGCAUUGCGUUAAAUUGUUGGGUCAAAUAUAAACAUUUUCUGGGUUAAUUUAACUGUGUUGGUCUCUUUUUGACCCAUUUCUGGGUUUAAAAUAAGCCAGCAUUUUUUGUGUACUGCUUUUGUUGCGGAAAAUAAUAUGCAUUUUAUUGUGUAGCAAAAUAGUAUGGACAUGCUAACAUGUACCGGAAGUGACCGUUGUUGCCUAGACAUACCCUUUGUAAAUAUGAGCAAAGAAAGCUGUUUAAAAAAUCAACAAUAUUAUCAUUUUGAGCUUUAAUUUUUUUUUUUAAAAUCAUUUAUGGGGGGAAAUCAUCACAUCAUAAAUUUUUCUCAAAUGGACGUUGGCCACAAUUAAGCUUAAUUUUAAGCUUUCUGACUAUUUCUUAAAGCCACUUUCUACUUUGUGCUACUCAACAAUCUUUUGCUGAACAUCCGAUUUAUAGUCUUUGGGUGUACCCAUUGUAAUGAAUGAAUAGGGGGAUUUGGGCUUUGUGUUACUGAAUAUUUAUUCCCCUGUGAAACAGGAAGUCAUGACUCAUGACUGGACAACAUCAUGUUUCUAAUCAACAAAAAUGUUUAAUAUCGGAGGGAAUAUACUAUACACUUUAAAAACAAACGGUGCUAAACAGCACUAAAAGUGGUUCACUGGCUCGUAAUCAUAAGGGAACCAUUUUAAGUGCCAUAUAGCACUCAUGUAUUACUUAUGUAUAACCAUAUUGUGCUAUAUAGAACCAUAUCUGGUGCUAUAGUGGUGCUAUAUCACCCCCGUAUGGUUCUUCAUAGGUGCUUUAUAGGGUGGCAAUAAUUGUGUCCAGUGUGUAUUAGAGAAAAACAUUUAUUUAAAGGUGCAAUGUGUAAAUUUUAGCGGCAUCUAGUGGUGAGGUUGUGAAUUGCAACCAACGGCUCAGUCCACUAAUCAUUCCUCGCUUUUGAAACACAUAGAGAAUCUACAGUAGCCGCCACUGGAAAAACAUGUUAUCGUCGGAGACAACUUAGUAAAAAAAAGUUUGUCUGUUAAGGGCUUCUGAAGAAACAUAGCGGCCCAAAAUGGCAACUUCAAUGUAAGGGGACCCUCUGUGUAUGUAGAUAAAAACGCCUCAUUCUAAGGUAAUAAACACAUAACAGUUUAUUAUUAAAGGUCUUUAUACACCCCUGAUAAUAUAGUUUUGUAUAUUAUUUUGCAUUUCUGUCAAGAGAUCCUUCUAAAAUUACACACUGCACCUUUAAUAAUGUAAUUUUCCAUCCCCGAGUUCAAUAGUUUUACUUCAAUAAAACAUAUUUUUGUAUUUUUUUUUUUUUUGCAUUUAAAGCUCAAAAUGAGAAACAUAGAUUUAUUUUCACAGCUUUCUUUGCUCAUAUUUACCAAGGGUGCAAAUAUUUUUGUCCACAACUGUACAUUGUGAUCUUUAGCAAUAAAGUAUGAUUUAAUGUA